CGUUUUCUCUCAUGUGCCACUAUUUUAUACAGUUCCAUAUAAAAUAUAACUGUAAAUUUUCAAAAUGGCUAUGUCACCGAAGAACAUAAUGGGAAAGUUGGACACAGCAUUGGAGCAAGAUAAUGUGAUAAACAGCUAUUUAGACAAGAUUGAAAAGAAAACCAAUGUCAAAAAACGCUACAUUGUUAUUGCUGUGGGGUCUUUGAUCAGUCUUUACCUCGUUUUCGGUUAUGGGGCCGAUCUGUUGUGCAAUCUUAUAGGUUUCGUCUACCCCGCCUAUGUGUCUGUGAAAGCCAUUGAAUCUGUGAAUAAAGAUGAUGAUACAGCUUGGUUAAUGUAUUGGGUGGUGUUCGCCACCUUCAGUGUUGCGGAGUUUUUCUCAGACAUUCUUCUUUCAUGGUUUCCGUUUUAUUUCUUGGGAAAAUGCAUCUUCUUGCUAUGGUGUAUGGCCCCUGUGUCAUGGAAUGGAUCUAAUACUCUUUACAAUAAGUUCAUCCGUCCAUUUAUUCUUCGUAAUGAGUCAAAGAUUGAUAAUGUUCUUUCUAAUGUUACAAAGGGGGCAAAGGACUUGGUAGACCAGGCCACUAAGGAUGCACACAGCAGUUUCGUUGACACUGCAGCUGAUAUGGCUUCUGAAGCUGUAAAAGAGGGAUUGAAAAAAGAUGAAUAAGAAUUUUAAAAAGAAAAAAAAAUAAUUAUUUGUACUUAUUAUCAUAAUAUAUAUUGGAACUUUUCAAACUGCUGAUCUGGCACUGUAUAUUAAUAUAUUCGGAAUUCUGCAAUGUUUAGACGUCUGGCAAUUAAUCAAUUCACUGUGGCACCUUCAAAUUUGGCUUGCUUAUUAAACUGUUGCUUUAACCUAUUAGAUAACUGUUAGCUGCCCUUAUAAACAUUGUUGCAACCCAUGAAGCAUUUUUCAUUUAAAUUUUUGAAGAAAAAACAUGUACAUUUGCAUGAAAUAGUUUGUAUAUUAUUUUGCUGGUGUAAUUUCAAAAGUUGGUUAGUUGUUUUCAGUCAAUAAAGUUUGUUUCCGGAUU
This is a messenger RNA of Ciona intestinalis (vase tunicate), 1037 nucleotides long. The record is from RefSeq and is a predicted model, not a curated record. Lineage: Eukaryota; Metazoa; Chordata; Ascidiacea; Phlebobranchia; Cionidae.